GUUUGCCAUAACAGCUGUGCGAUGACUCAAUGGAGGUGUGAAGACCGCAGUGAGAGUGAAGCAAGUUUGUGAAAUCGCUGUCAGUUGUUAUGCCCUGUUCGCAUGGUAAACUGACGGAAACAUAGCAAAAAUGAGUUUGUUCGGGAAAAAGAUGUCGCCUGCAGAGCAAAUGCGGCAGCAAAAUAGGGAGCUUCGAAAGACGGAGAGAGACAUCGAGAGGGACAGGCGCCAGCUGGAGAGGCAGGAGAAGCAGCUGGAACUCGAAAUUAAGAAGGCUGCUAGUCAAGGAAAUAAGCAGGUAUGCACGGUUUUAGCGAAGCAGCUUGUGCAAUUGCGAAAGCAGAAGGCGAGGACAUACGCUGCGUCGUCCAAAGUCCAAGCCAUCGGCUCACAGUCUAAGCUGAUGAAUGCGAACGUGAAACUUGCGAAUGCAAUGGCCACCACUGCUAAGACUAUGGGUGAAGUGAACAAACAGAUCAAGCCUCAGGACAUUGCCAAGACAAUGCAAGACUUUGAGAAGGAGAGUACGAAAAUGGGAAUGACCGAGGAACUAGUUGAAGACACACUUAAUUCUAUCCUGGAUGAAUCCGGUGACGAGGAGGAGCAGGACGCCAUUGUUAACAAGGUUCUUGAUGAAAUUGGCAUCGAGAUGUCCGGCAAGCUUGCUACUGCUCCAUCUGCAAGGUCUGACCCUCUUGGUGAGAGUUCAAAGGCACGCCUGCCAACUGAUGAUGAAAUAGAACGCCAGCUUGCCAAGUUAAAGACAUGAACAGCCACCUGUUUUGCUUUCCUGCUAAGCCUUGUGUAAAGAAACUUCUGUAAUACUAUAGAGUGCAACUGGUUGUGAUAUUGCCAUUAAGUUGCAUGGCAAGAACUGUUACUCACUUGGAGCCUGUUUAACUUUUGUAUUUUUGCAACCAUGUGCAAAUUUUGCAUAAACCAAUCUUCCAUGCACAAUACACAUGUGGCACCAAAGAACAUUUUGUCCUUGUUUUACCAACUGCCUGCUUUCGACAUCUGCAUUUUUUAAAAUUUCGAAUGAGAAGCUUUUUCAACUCAUGCCUGUUUGGAAAGCUCAGCUCUUCACACUGAGUCAUGAAGUAGUCUUGCUGUUAUGAUUUGUGGUGUUGAAUCCAGUGUGCACCAAAAUCAGACAAAAUAAAUUAGUGAGCAGCAGCA
Molecule: messenger RNA, 1179 nt
Organism: Dermacentor albipictus
Lineage: Eukaryota; Metazoa; Arthropoda; Arachnida; Ixodida; Ixodidae
Gene: CHMP2B
Product: Charged multivesicular body protein 2b
Biological process (GO): protein transport; endosome transport via multivesicular body sorting pathway; late endosome to vacuole transport
Cellular component (GO): multivesicular body; ESCRT III complex
Source: RefSeq, a predicted model, not a curated record